GGAGCCCGUUCACAUUGCUUUCGAUUUGUGUCUCGCUGGUCUCAACUUUACGUCUUGUGUUUUUUUUCCACCUUAGAACGGCGGACCUCUGGAUUUCAGAAUACGUAUUGUAUGUACGUAGUGGGGACUAUUCGUUGCAGCCGUGUGUAAAUUCGCUUCAUCUUGCGAACCGUUCCAAGUGUUAUGGCUGGCAGCAGCAGCGCCGCCGCCAGGACUGUACGCGAUAUCUUCCACAGCAUGGAGUAUGGGCCACCUUCUGCCAGCACGGCCGCCGCACAGGCCUGGCUGGACCACCAUUCCCGUGCCCUGGGUAUGUUCAUUGAAGGAAAGUUAGUCCGCCCAGCAGACAGACAGACGCGGCCCCUCACUGAUUCUAAAGGAGGUACAGUGUGUAGUGUUGUGUGUGCUGUGGACGAGGACAUCGCUCAGUGUGUGUCCUCUGCAGUCGGUGGCUUUGAAGCCUGGAGUGGACUGUCCUGCUACCAGAGAGCAAAACUGCUACUCAGGUUUGUGAGUGUUGUCGGGCAGCACGCUCAGUGUGUGUCCGAGCUGGAUGUGUUGUGCUGCACGGCCGGCUCCUCUUCCUCCCUGGUCAGACUGGUUCAGUACUUCACCAGCUGGGCACAACUCCGAGACACACUGCUUCCUGACUGGAUCCCACUGGGUGUGGUGACAGUAGUGGCCUCAGAUGACUGUUCACUUUAUUCCUUAAUGCUCAAAGUCCUGCCAGCACUAGCCAUGGGCAACUCCGUGGUUGUGGUCCCUGGCCUGAGCAUUGCCCCUCCAGCUCUCCUAUUGGCCCAACUUUUUAUGGAGGCAGGACUUCCUGUUGGGGCCCUGAACGUUCUAACAGGAAGUGAUGCGUCUGUGAUCGCUAAAGUGAUCCAGAGCCCCGCUGUCAGCUAUGUCACGUACAGCGGCAACAAGCAGGAUGGAGUAACACUGUGUAAGGCCACAGCAGGUAUGGGCGUGCCUGUCUCUCUCUCCGUCUCCAUCGGGUCCAUCUGUCCCUUCAUCAUCUUCGAGUCGGCAGACAUCGACAGCGCUGUUGACGAAGUGAUAGAUGCCGCCUUCAAGAAGAAGAAAGAGAUCCAGUGGGUGUUGUUUGUGCAGGAGUGUGUAUGGGACAGAGUGCUGUCCCGUCUCAAGAUUCGUAUGGAAGGUUUGAAGUGCAUGGCUCUGCCCAGCGGAGGAGACAGAGCCCUGGUGGACGCUGCAGUACAGGAGGCUCAGCAGCAGGGGGCCACGCUGAUUCAGCCAUGCCUCGCACCGGCUAAUGUGGACCAGUACCCCCCCACUGUGUUGUGUGGGGUCGCUGCCUCCUGCCCCUGUGUGGUCACCCCUCCUCCUGGACCGCUGUUGCCUCUCAUGUCCUUCAGGACUCAUACAGAGGGCAUAACCCUGGCUAACCACAGGCCCCACGGCCAGGCCGCCUCCAUCUGGACUGAAGACCUCACGCUGGCACUGGAGGCUGCCAAGAGCCUGUUGGUGGGGUCGGUGUGGGUGAAUUCACACUCCUUCUCAGAUCCGGCUCUGCCGGCCUCGGGGCACAAAGACAGCGGCAGCUGCACCGAUGGAGGACAGGAGUGUCUGUACCAGUACCUGCGCCCCUCCUCCUCUUCCUCCCUGUCUCGCUCCUCUCCCGUCUGUCUGGACUACGCCACAUUUGGGACGUCAGCAUCCCCGGCGGUCAUUCCUGUGGGCUCAGACCCUGCCAGCACCCCGAAGGUUUACCAGCAGUUUGUGGGCGGCAAGCCGUGCAAAGCUGAGUCCGGGAGCAGUGUGGCAGUGCAGGCACCAGGGGGCAACGGUGUGUUGGCCUACUGCCCGGACGGAGGCAGGAAAGACGUCCGCAAUGCAGUGGAGGCCGCCAUCAAAGUCCAGCCAGGCUGGAUGACGGAAAGCCCCUCUGCACGCGCCCAGUCGCUCUACUCCCUGGCCAAGGUCCUAGAGGCGAAGAGGCGGGACAUGGCUGCGUCAAUCAAAGCCCAGACUGGCCGCUCGUUGGAGGAGGCGGAGCAGGAGGUGGAGCUUAGUGUCGCUAGGCUCAGUGACUGGGCGGCACGCUGUGACAAGGCCCACGGAGGCGCUCUGCCUGUCCCCCAGUCCGGCUCUGCCAUUUCCAUCCCAGAGGCUCUGGGAGUGGUGGGUGUGGUCCUCCCUGACGGCAAGCCCCUCCUCUCUAUGGUAACAGUCCUCGGGGCGACCAUCGCCAUGGGCAACGCUGUUGUCAUGGUGCCCAGUCAGAAGUACCCGCUCCCGGCCUUGGCUUUCGUCCAGGUCCUCCAGUCCUCAGACCUACCGGGAGGCUUAGUGAGCAUCAUCACAGGACGCCGAGACCAGAUGACUGCUGCUUUGGCCAAUCACAGCGUCAUCAAGGCCAUCUGGUACUGGGGCAGUACUGAGGGCUGCCAGUACCUCCAGUACACCUGCACCAGCCCCCUGAAGACCCUGUGGCUGCACAGCUCAGAUGACGAAGAGGAGGAGGGGGGAGGCGAGGACGGAGGGAUGGUCUGGACUCACCCUCAUCCCUCGCUCCUGGAGGAGAUGUGGAGAAACGCCGUCCAGUGGAAGAGCGUUUGGAUCCCUACGGCUUAGGCAGGAAGAAAGAGGGCGCGAGACGGGAAGUGAAAGAUGAAGGGCGAGCGAGUCACGGCUUGUGUUUCCUUCCACAUACAGCUUUUAAACGUCACACUGUCACGCGGGUUUGGCUUGGGCCCGGUCAGAUUUCUGGUACAUUCUUAACUUGCUUCUUUCUUUCCCCCCCGGGACUACAAACGGCAUAAUACACGAAUGUGGGUUUGAAAUUUGGCAGUGGAGAUAGAUGGAGGACGGGAGGAGAAGAAGUAGCGAGAAGUAAAGGACUUGGGUUGUGAAUAGGGGAAAGGAGGGAAACAAAUCUUAGACAAGAAGACGAAGUAUAUUAGAGGAUUGAUUUGGGGGUUCGGGCACGGGUGGGAUGGGGAGGUUGUUCAAGGCUAUUUUAGAUUUGGCUAAAGACACAUUAUGCAAUAUUCUUACGAGCCAGCCAGAUGGGAAUUUGGGGAAGAUUUUCAUCAAAAAAGCUUCCCCGGUCACGUCAGUGCAUCCGGUUCAGAUAACGGGACGAAGUAACGGAAGUAAAAGCAGCGAAAGAGUCCGUGAAGCCACGAAUGGCGUUGAAAUGGACACAGAAUCAACACACAACCUCAGACUGUUCAGUAGCUGCUUGGUGUUAGUCUCUGGCGUGAGCGAGGGAGUCUUUCCUCACCUCUCUCGGGCUUCAGCAGGGACGCCGGUGCCUCCACAAACCGGACCGUGUGCCGGAGAUGGGUUCGGCUCGACUCUGUACCCUCUUGUGUUUCUUUCAUUUAGAAAAAAAGAAGUUUGAUUCUAGGCGACACGGUUGGCGGUAAACGGUUAGAAUAAGGAGUGAGAAUGCUGUAACAUUAAAGGAACAAUACGUAAAUUUACCCACAGUUCUAUAAUUGAGUAACAUCACAAUCCACAGGAAUUGUACAAAUACGCUAAUCAAAGGUUUGCUUUCCCCAGGAAAACACAUCACCCAUUUAUUUUUAUGUUUAGAGAAGUAGACGGCCCUGUGCUGUGUUGUGGUCCGGAUUGAAACAGCGCCCCCCACAUGUGAAUAUACCGCUUAACAUCCAUCUGAACUAGAACUUAAUCGGCCCUGUGCAUAACUGUAGUCUACUCUAUUUUAUCAUCGGUUUGGUUUUAUUACUUGUAAAAUCACAUAUUCAUAAAUCUAAGUUUUGCAACCAUAAACCGUCUUUUUUAAUGUUUGAAAAUGAGAUCCAACAAUACAUUACAACAAUCCUGUUGUCUAAAAACAGGAAUGCUGUGAAAACCAUAAACGUGUGUGUACCCUUUAUAACAUUCUUGUGAGCUGAUUUGUGAUUUCUGUUAAUGUUCUGACCCCCCCUGGCAUAACCGUUGUUUUGUUUUUUUUGUAUUUACCAUAUUAAAAGAAAACGAAACCUGUAGUCCACUGACUUCCGGUUUCUUCUGCGGCGGUCAUACCGGUUUCCUGUUUGUCGGCGUGUGCUACUGACAAUGGCAUAUUUUUCGUGAUGCCUGCAAGAUGUACCAUGGGUAAAUGUCAACAACAUGCACAGAAGUGUCCACACACUUUCACCUGCACCUGCCAGCACACGGGGGAAACGUCUCAAGUUGUA
Messenger RNA from Lampris incognitus (smalleye Pacific opah), 4172 nucleotides. RefSeq names its product aldehyde dehydrogenase 16 family, member A1 (gene aldh16a1). Gene Ontology annotation, molecular function: oxidoreductase activity, acting on the aldehyde or oxo group of donors, NAD or NADP as acceptor. The coding region runs from base 184 to 2598 and encodes 804 amino acids. NCBI's taxonomy places the organism in Eukaryota, Metazoa, Chordata, Actinopteri, Lampriformes, Lampridae. The transcript has 17 exons. The record is from RefSeq and is a predicted model, not a curated record.